Molecule: messenger RNA, 849 nt
Organism: Abrus precatorius (Indian licorice)
Lineage: Eukaryota; Viridiplantae; Streptophyta; Magnoliopsida; Fabales; Fabaceae
Exons: 2
Coding region: 1-849 (282 amino acids)
Source: RefSeq, a predicted model, not a curated record
AUGGCUUGGAGAGAGAAGAAUGCGACUAUUGAUGCCCUACUUGAAAGAGUAGUUGGGAUUUUAGAAAGGAAAAAUGAGCCAGCUCCUAAUUGUGGGUUGUCCGAAUUUCAUAAAAACAAACCCUCCCAGUUUCGUGGCAGGUUUGACCCUAAUGGAGCUCAACUUUGGCUAGAAGAACUGGAAAAGAUUUUUGAGGCCAUGGCAUGUUCAAACGAAGAAAAGGUCGCCUACGCUACUUUUAUGCUCGCAGGAGAAGCAGAACACUGGUGGAGAAUUGCUCGCCACCAACUUGGGACAGAAGGAAUUAUAGCAGAUUGGCAGACUUUUCGUCGCAGAUUUCUAGAGAAGUACUUCCCUGCAGAUCUUAGAAGGAGGAAGGAGCUGGAGGUCCUAAAUUUGAAACAAGAAAGUAUGAGCGUUGGGGAAUAUGCAGCUAGAUUUGAUGAAUUAUCAAGGUAUUGCUCCUAUUUCAUGCAUGCAGAUGACCGGGCCCAAUGUUCUAAAUUUGGAAGCGGACUACGACUAGAUAUCAAACAAGCAAUUGGCUACCAACAAAUUAUGAUACUAUGUCGCGACAAGAGAAAGGAAAUCCGCAAUGGAAAGAAGCCGUACAUUCAUCCCAAUUGUCAACGAGGAAAUAAUCCUUCUAGAGUUAAGCAGCCGAAUCAUGGAGAUUCAAGACAAUCCGAAUUAAAGUUUUCAAUUGUGGAGGCCUUCACCUCAAGAGAGAAUGUUGCUGUGAUCCUGUUACCUGCUUUAAAUGCGGACAACGGCAAACCAAAGAACGAUAAGGGUGGAAGUAACAAAGGAGAAGUAUGGAAUGUAGGCCGUAAUAUUGGUGGCAGAUAG